CAAACAGACCGCACGUGACCCCUACGGCAACUACUCCCAACCCGAGCCGGCAUCUCGAGACUCGCACGCGUAUUAUAAGAACGGCAGCGCAGGAUACACGUCGCCCUCAGCAGCCAACUUCCCCCCGAGAAGUCCGCGAUCCCAUUCACAUUCGCACUCCCACUCCCACUCUCAUCAACCACCUGCCCGUUCCAUCAGCCCAUCCAUCAGGGCAACGCCGCAUAUGACGUCUCCCAGUCUGCGGCAUGCUGCCUCGCCCAGCAUGCAUGCAUCUUCCAAUGGUGGCGCCGCCGCGUCUCUGCCUCCUCUGGGCAAGGCCGAGCCUUCUCCCUUGAAAGCUCCUGCGAGUACUCCCAGCCGCGCCGACCCCAUGUCGUUCUCCAACAUUCUCUCGAGUGCCGAGCCCGUCUCGAAACCAAAGUCAAAAUCACCGCCACCCGUCGAGGAAAAGGAAAAGGAGAAGGAAAGGGAAAAGGAGAAGGAGAAGGAGAAAGAGAAGACUGUCGAGCCCAAGCCCGACCGUGAGAAGCCCCGCUCCGUCGACCCUCCCGUCAAGACCGAGCGCAGCGAGCGCGAAGCCGAGAUCGAGCUCCGACCGGAGCCUGCCAAGGAGAGAUCCAGCACUCCCCUGGCCCGUAAGGAGAGAAAGGAGCGAGUACCUAGAAAGCCAAAGUCGAGAGCUUCCGAUAUCAGAGAUGCCGAAUCCACUCCUAAGAGCAGCCGCCGUGCUUCGUCCAAACUCGAGACACCGACGCCUCGCAUCCCCUCCAAGCGUCAGGCCAAUGGCCAGCCGAAGCAAAAAACCCUCCCUGCUGAUAAGGAAAAGAAGGUUACGGAUUUACUUGCUAAGCUCGAUGCCGAUGCCGACGACCUUACCGACUCUGAAUUUUCUGCGGAUCGUGCCGAGUACCAAGAAAGCGGCAACAAGCGACGUCGCCUCUUGCAAGAUAAGGACAGCAAUCGCAACGUCGAGCGACGCGACGAGUUUUCAAGAGAGAUGGGCCGCCGGCUCGGCACUCACGCCCACCUCGGCAAACGCCGUUACGAUGACAUCUACUACGAGGAGGCCAUGAAUGAGGUCAGAGAACGUGAGCUCUUUGCCGAGAAGGAACGCAAGAAGGACAUGCAGCGCAAACGUCGUCGUGAAAAGUCCAUGGCUGUCACCAUGGAGCAGCAGAAGCUGGCCCUGGAGCGCGCACGAUUGGCCGAAGACGAGACCGAAAAGGCGAAGCACCUGCGGGAUGCCGAGCGUGCUAACAAAAAGGCUCUGCAAACGAAGCUGAUUCUCCAAAAGGGUAUCAAGGGCCCCGCUCGCAACCUUGUCGAACUCAAUCUCGACGGAGGCACCAUGGCCACCUUCCAAGCAUCCGACAUGGAGCCCGGCACGAAGCCCAAGGGCAAGGGUCGCAGCGGUCCUCGACCAAAGAAGUCGAAGGAGCAGAAGCAGGCCGAGAAGGACGCUGCAGAGGCUGCGCAGGCCGCCAUCGACGCCGGCGAGGAGCUCCCGAUCAAGGAAGAGGGCAAGAUCCGCAUCAAGUUCAACAAGAAGGCCAAGGAUAAGGAUAAAGAGAAGAACAAGGACAAGGAUGUGGACCAGGACGAGCCCGACGUCGAGGUCGAAGGCGACGGCGACGUCGACAUUGACGAAGACACCAUUGUCGAGCCUGUCAAGGAGAAGAAGGAGCGCAAGAGCAAGAAGGAGAAGAAGGAAAAGAAGGAAGAGAAGCCCGAGGAGCCUCCUAACAAGGACGCCAAGUUCGAGACCAAGGGCUUCCUCCAGAUUUACGACCAAAUUUGGCGCGACCUCGCCCGCAAAGAUGUCUCCAAGACCUACAAGAUGGCGGCCGAGUCGUACCAGACCAAGGCGUCCAACCUUAAGAAGACAGCCAUUCUCGCGUCCAAGGAGGCCAAGAGGUGGCAGCUGCGGACGAACAAGGGCACCAAGGAUCAGCAGGCCCGUGCCAAGCGUGUCAUGCGUGACAUGAUGGGCUUCUGGAAGCGCAACGAGCGCGAGGAGCGCGAUCUCAGAAAGGCUGCUGAGAAGCAGGAGAUUGAGAACGCUCGCAAGGAAGAAGCCGAGCGCGAAGCUGCCCGCCAGAAGAGAAAGCUCAACUUCCUCAUCUCGCAGACUGAGCUGUACUCCCAUUUCAUCGGCAAGAAGAUCAAGACGGACGAGGUCGAACGCAGUACCGAUAACCCCGAGAUUGCCGCUGAGAACAAGGGCGAAUCUGCGCAUAACAAGCAUCUCGACAUCGCCGAACCGACAGGACCUUUGGGUGCCAAGGUUACCGACUUUGAAAACCUCACCUUUGAGGAGGAAGACGAGGAAAAUCUCCGCGCAGCAGCUGUGGCCAAUGCUCAGAACGCCAUCGCCGAGGCGCAGAGAAAGGCGAGAGCUUUCAACGAGCCCGAGGGUCCCGAUAUGGACGACGAGGGCGAGAUGAACUUCCAGAACCCUGCCGGCAUGAGCGAUGUCGCCAUCGAGCAGCCCAAGCUCAUCAACGCGCAGCUCAAGGAGUACCAGCUCAAGGGUCUCAACUGGCUCGCCAACCUGUAUGAGCAAGGUAUCAACGGCAUUCUCGCCGACGAGAUGGGUCUCGGAAAGACGGUUCAGUCUAUCUCCGUCAUGGCCUACCUCGCGGAGAAAUACGAUAUCUGGGGUCCGUUCCUUGUCGUCGCGCCUGCGUCUACCCUUCACAACUGGGAACAGGAAAUCCGAAAGUUCGUCCCCGAGUUCAAGAUUCUGCCGUACUGGGGCUCUGCCGGUGACCGAAAGGUGCUGCGAAAGUUCUGGGACCGCAAGCACACCACCUACAAGAAGGAUGCGUCGUUCCAUGUCUGUAUCACGUCGUACCAGCUUGUCGUCUCUGAUGUGGCCUACUUCCAGAAGAUGAAGUGGCAGUACAUGAUUCUCGACGAGGCGCAGGCCAUCAAGAGCUCUCAGAGUUCGAGAUGGAAGAGCUUGCUCAACUUCCAUUGCCGUAACCGUCUCUUGCUUACUGGUACUCCCAUCCAGAACAACAUGCAGGAACUGUGGGCCUUGCUCCAUUUCAUCAUGCCCUCACUUUUCGAUUCUCACGAUGAGUUCAGCGAGUGGUUCUCCAAGGAUAUCGAGUCGCACGCACAGAGUAACACGAAGCUCAACGAGGAUCAGCUCAAGCGUCUGCACAUGAUUCUAAAGCCAUUCAUGUUGCGUCGUAUCAAGAAGCAUGUCCAGAAGGAGCUUGGAGACAAGAUCGAGGAGGACGUCUACUGCGACCUCACCUACAGACAACGCGCCAUCUACAGCAACCUCCGGAACCAGAUCAGCAUCAUGGAUCUCAUCGAGAAGGCUACAACGGGUGACAAUGACGACUCAGGAACCCUCAUGAACCUCGUCAUGCAAUUCCGAAAGGUUUGCAACCAUCCCGACUUGUUUGAGAGAGCCGACACGACGUCUCCGUUUUCGUUCGGCUAUUUCGCGGAGACGGCUUCCUUCGUCAGAGAGGGCAACAACGUGGCAGUUGGCUACUCUACUCGCAACUUGAUCGAGUACGAGUUGCCUCGUCUCCUCUGGAGACAGGAUGGCAGGCUGUACAAGGCCGAUCGCGGCAACUUGAAGGCUGGUUGGCGUAACAAGACUCUGCAGCACAUGAUGAACGUCUUCAGCCCAGAGCACAUCCGCGACAGUCUGGAGGGAUCCGACGCCUUCUCCUUCCUGCGCUUCGCUGAUACCAGCCCGGCUGAAGUCUACCAGGCUAGCCACCAGGACGUCUUUACUCGCGCCGUUGAGCUGUCGCAGAAGAAGGAUCGCUUGCCAGUCAUGAAGAUCGCUUACGACGAUCCCGAGGACUCCAACUUCACACCCGCUCAUGCCAUGUUCAAAAUCGCUGUCCGCAACAACAGACAGCCUUUGGCUGACAUCACUCAAGAGGGCAUCAUGGCUAAACUCAUGAACGUGGCCCGAGAGGAGUAUGUCGACAGCGGCCUGGGACGCUUGGAACAGGCCGGUCGCCCGCGCGCCUCGGCGCCACCCAUUGAGGUGAGCUGCUGCAGCCGUGGAACUGCUCUGGAGACGGAAGGCAUCCUAUUCAACAGGUCCAUGCGCAAGAGCCUGUUUGGCCCGACGGUUCAAGAAGAACGUGCAAUGGUUACUGAGAAGCUGCCCUUUGACCGGUUCCCGCCGCGAAAGCUGCUGCCUGCGCCGGACAACGAGAAGAAGAAGUUCAACAACAUUGCGACUCCGUCAAUGCGCCGUUUUGUUACUGACAGCGGCAAACUGGCCACUCUCGACAAGUUGUUGACUAGACUCAAGGCCGAGGGCCAUCGUGUGCUGCUCUACUUCCAGAUGACUCGCAUGAUCGACCUGAUGGAGGAGUAUCUGACGUACCGCAACUACAAGUACUGCCGACUCGAUGGUUCGACCAAGCUCGAGGACAGAAGAGAUACUGUCGCCGACUUCCAGACUCGUCCCGAGAUCUUCAUCUUCCUUCUGUCGACCCGUGCCGGUGGUCUCGGUAUCAACCUUACUUCUGCCGACACCGUCAUCUUCUACGACUCGGAUUGGAACCCUACGAUUGAUUCGCAGGCCAUGGAUCGAGCUCACAGACUGGGUCAGACCCGGCAGGUUACCGUGUAUCGCCUCAUUACUAAGGGCACGAUUGAGGAGCGUAUCCGGAAGCGUGCCAUGCAGAAGGAAGAGGUGCAGCGUGUCGUUAUCCAGGGAGGUGGUGCCAGUGUUGACUUCUCUGGCCGCCGUGCUCCUGAGAACCGCAACCGCGAUAUUGCCAUGUGGCUUGCCGAUGACGAGCAGGCUGAGAUGAUUGAGCAGCGUGAGAAGCAAAUGCUCGAGGCCGGCGAUUUCGACAAGCCUGAAAAGAAGAAGAAGACGACGAAGCGCAAGCGGGUGGUUAACGAGGAUGUCAGCCUCGACGAGAUGUACCACGAGGGCGAGGGUAACUUUGACGACAACCGCAACGGAGCCAACGGAACCUCGGGUACCGCCACGCCUGUAGCUGCCGAGCCCGAAGCGAAGGGAGCCAAGAAGCAACGCAGAGGCGGCGGCAAGAAGGCCAAGACCUUAAAACAGAGACUCGCCCUUGCCGACGGACAAGUCUAGUCCCGUCGUCGACCGGCCGUCUGAUUCGCAUACAAGACGACGAUAGAUAACGAGAGGUCACUCGUAGCGCACAGAUGCGCGGAAAACGGAGGUAUCGAUUGUAGCAAUAUGGUUUAUGGUGGGAACACGCUGGGCGCGCGUGAGAUAUGCCUGGCGUCGGAGUGGACACGCGAUUUGCAUCAAGACGACGGUCGCGGCUAUUAUUAUGGAUGGAUGCCGCGACUCGUU
This is a messenger RNA of Colletotrichum phormii, 5326 nucleotides long. RefSeq names its product SNF2 family N-terminal domain-containing protein. Gene Ontology annotation, molecular function: DNA binding; ATP binding; histone binding. The record is from RefSeq and is a predicted model, not a curated record. The transcript is spliced from 3 exons. The coding region runs from base 224 to 5098 and encodes 1624 amino acids. NCBI's taxonomy places the organism in Eukaryota, Fungi, Ascomycota, Sordariomycetes, Glomerellales, Glomerellaceae. Gene Ontology annotation, cellular component: nucleus; Ino80 complex. Gene Ontology annotation, biological process: chromatin remodeling; DNA-templated transcription; DNA repair.